Molecule: messenger RNA, 1259 nt
Organism: Oncorhynchus mykiss (rainbow trout)
Lineage: Eukaryota; Metazoa; Chordata; Actinopteri; Salmoniformes; Salmonidae
Source: RefSeq, a predicted model, not a curated record
UUGUGUAAAUACCAUCUUCCAAUGAAUCAUCACUCAUGGAUUUAAAAAAAUGUAACACUGUAGUAGCCCAACAUAAUUUUUCUAUUCCUGUUUACUACUACUUUGAAUGACAGGUUUUUUGACACUUAUAAUUAUCAUGCUGGGAAUCAAUGGUACCAAUAAAGUAUAACAUCAAUGGAGAGGCAACCACUUUUCCAGGAUAUCAACAAGGUCACUGUCUAUCUUUUCCUCUGUGCCAAAACCACAUGAAAACUUUGACAGAAGUUGAGACCUAAAAAGUAGGGCAAUAUAUAGGAGGAAGAAUAAUGAUAAGAAAAACAUUUAAAUGUUGUCCCUGAUAUACCAGCUUCCUGUUUUCAAUUUGCUUAAAUAAGUUCCUCAAUCACAGAGCUUGUCCAUUGUGGAGAACCACACUGUCACCACGCAUACUUCAUCACAAGAGAUGGAAGACAUUGUCAGAGCAGGAAAUUCUGAAAUCAAUGUGAACCAUGGAAACCUUUCCGAGGAUACAAAGGAUAUACACAUGAAGACUGCAGCAAAUGAUUCAGAGGAGGCAGAAAAAAACAGGGAUGGUAAGACAGGGAUGGAGGUUUUUCGGCUCCAGUUGGUAUUACAUCUCUACUGAAACUAAAUCCUGGGAGGAGAGUAGAAAGGACUGCAAGAGGAGAGGAGCAGACCUGGUGAUCAUAAACAGCAAAGAGGAACAGGAAUUUAACAAUGGAUUCCAAAAGAUGAGGUACUGGAUUGGUCUGUCUGACAUAGAAAUGGAAUCGACCACGACAUGGGUGGAUGGCACACCACUGACCAUAAGAUUAUUACGCACACCUGCCACCAUCGUUACUCGCUCCUGGGUCUCAUGAGAUUCACCUGGACUCCAUCACCUUCCUGAUUACCUCCCCUAUAUCUGUCACUCCCCUUGGUUCUUUCCUCGGUCGUUAUUGAUUCUGUUUCUUGUCUGUGUGUUUUUUGUGUUUCUUGUUUUGUUCCAUGUUUCGUUUAUUUAUUAAAUGAUUCCCUCUCUGUACUUGCUUCCCGACUCCCAGCGUACAUGUUACACAGAGCAGAUUACGGCCGGAUACAUUUAUUAACAGUACAACAUGCUAAUACUCCUUUCCCCUCUAUCAUGUAGACAUUCCUUAAAAUGGCCAUUUAAGUGUUAACAUCCCUUUUUCCACAUCCUGUUGUGUUACAGCCUGAAUUUAAAACGUAUUACAUGUAGAUUAUUUUUGUACAAAUGAAUUAAAAAUGAAAAGCUCAAA